ACCAAAAAAAAAAAAAUGGAUCCUCCAACUCUCCUGCUGUUGCUUCUUCUAAUGUUCGCUUCCGGCAUAAACGCCCAAUUCCCAGCCACCUACUGCGGUUCCACCGGCAACUUCACCGCCAACAGCACCUACCAAGCCACCCUCACCGCCCUCCUCUCCUCCAUCUCCACCACCAACUCCUCGUCCCUCUCCUACGGCUUCUUCAACGCCUCUGCCGCCGUCUCUGGCGCCUCCCAAACCCUCUACGUCUUCGGCCUCUGCCGCGGUGACUUGACCGCCGAGAGCUGCCGAGCCUGCCUCGAUGGCUUGGCGUCCGACAUCCGCCAGCUCUGCCCCCUCCAGGAGGAGGCACUCCUCUAUACCGGGAAUUGCAUCAUCCGGUACUCGAACGCCUUGUUCUUCGGCGCAGUCGCCAAAGAACCCACUUACGUGGCGAGAACCACCGACAACGUCUCGAGCCCGGACACAUACGGUGCCGCGAUGAGGAAGCUCCUGAACAGUCUGUGGCCCGAGGCGGCGGGUGGAGGCUCGCUGAGAAAGUACGCGUCGGGGAACGGAUCAGCGGGGACUGACAUGAUCUACGCGUUGACACAGUGCACACCGGACUUAACGGAGCAGCAAUGCGGAGACUGCCUAUUGUUAGGCGUCCAGACGAUCAGGGAUUGCUGUGACAGGUACACAGGAGGACGGUUCAUGGUGCCAAGUUGCCUGAUUCUGUACGAGACCAAUCAUCAGUUCUUCGACCCGGUCAGUGUGCAACUCCCGUCGCCGCCAUCGCCAUCCCCAUCGCAGGCGGCAGAUGUGCUGCCUCCACCGCCAGGCAAAAGCAAUAAAACUACUGUGAUAAUCAUCGCCGUCGCUGUUCCUGUUGGCGUAGCCGUGGUGCUUCUCUUCCUCGCUUGUUGUUUCAGGUGGAGGAAAGCGGCCAAGACUUACGAAGUCGCCCAAGGAGAUGAAAGCGGCGUAGACGACAUUACAAACAUCGAGUCCUUGCAGUACGAUUUGGCCACCAUACAAGCCGCCACGGACAACUUCUCUCAUCAAAACAAGUUGGGCGAGGGCGGAUUUGGUGAAGUUUUCCAGGGUAGGCUCCCUAAUGGACAACAGAUCGCCGUGAAGAGACUAUCUCAAGGCUCGGGACAAGGUGCCGGAGAAUUCAAGAACGAGGUCGUACUGGUGGCGAAGCUUCAGCAUCGAAACCUCGCCCGGCUGCUUGGGUUCUGCUUGGAGGGUGAAGAAAAACUGCUUGUCUACGAGUUUGUGCCGAACAAAAGCCUCGACUCCUUUUUAUUUGAUCCUGAGAAGAGCAGGCAAUUGGAUUGGCCGAUACGUUACAAAAUAAUAUACGGGAUUGCUCGAGGAAUGCUCUACUUACAUGAGGACUCUCGGCUUCGGAUCAUUCACCGCGAUCUGAAAGCGAGCAACAUCUUGUUGGAUGGUGAAAUGAACCCGAAGAUUUCAGAUUUCGGCAUGGCAAGGAUUUUCGGAGUCGAUCAAACACAGGCGAACACGAACAAAAUUGUGGGGACUUUUGGUUACAUGUCACCUGAGUAUGUGAUGCACGGGAAGUUCUCCGUGAAGUCCGAUGUCUAUAGUUUCGGCGUCCUACUUCUUGAGCUCAUUAGUGGUAAGAAGAACAGUUUCUUCUACCAAGCAGAUCGGGGCGAAGAUCUCGCUAGCUACGCCUGGAAAAAUUGGAGAGACAGCACGCCGUUGGAGGUGUUGGAUCCAGCCAUUAGCGACUCAUAUUCGAGGAAUGAAGUUCUUAGAUGCCUCCACAUUGGUUUACUAUGUGUUCAGGAAGAUCCAAUGGAUAGACCCACAAUGGCAAACAUAGUCCUUAUGUUGAACAGCUACUCCGUUUCUCUCGCGCUGCCCCAGCAGCCAGCCUUCUUCCUCCGGAGCAGGACCGACAGACCCAUGAAAGACCUCGAAUCGGACCAAUCCGCCACCAGGUCUAUGCCGUUGUCGACCAAUGAGAUGUCGGUCAGCGAAGUUUACCCCCGGUGAACCGUGAAGUGAUCGGAAAUCUUUCUUCAGGAUAGUCUCACAGAGACCUUGAUCAUAAGGUCCUUGGGAUUCCACUGAGAUCAAUAAUGAACAAUGAGCAAACACCUUUGUCCUGUACAUGUAAAGGUACAAAGCGUCUGCCCUUUGAGGCCAAUCAUGUUUUGAUCCACUAGGCAUGGUAGGCUGUUUAAGAAAUG
Molecule: messenger RNA, 2207 nt
Organism: Rhodamnia argentea
Lineage: Eukaryota; Viridiplantae; Streptophyta; Magnoliopsida; Myrtales; Myrtaceae
Product: cysteine-rich receptor-like protein kinase 44
Exons: 7
Coding region: 16-2010 (664 amino acids)
Biological process (GO): protein phosphorylation
Molecular function (GO): ATP binding; protein kinase activity
Source: RefSeq, a predicted model, not a curated record